Prunus armeniaca (apricot) is the source of this 357-nucleotide messenger RNA. Lineage: Eukaryota; Viridiplantae; Streptophyta; Magnoliopsida; Rosales; Rosaceae. The record is from the annotation of a GenBank genome assembly.
AUGGUAGAGGUUUCUCAUCUCCAGUUUGCCGACGACACCAUUUUUUUCAUAGGGGAUAAUGAAGAGUAUUGGAAUAAUCUCCUUCAGAUCCUGGAAGUGCUCUAUUUCGCAUCGGGCAUGAAAAUCAACAAAUCGAAAUGUUCUCUAGUUGGCAUUAAUCUUGACGAUGGGCGGUUGAAUGAACUAGCAGGGGCUUGGGGUUGCGAAGUGGGGGCUUGGCCUAUGUCGUAUUUGGGUCUUCCCCUAGGUGGGAACCCCAAAGCGAUCAAGUUCUGGGAUCCCGUUGUGGAAAAAGUGGAGAAUAUAUUACAAAAUGGAAGAAAGCCUGUUUAUCCAAAGGGGGAAGACUCACAAUGA